AUGGGCACGUCGACCGGUCACCCACAGAAGGACGGUCGCGAUCCGGAGCACGGCCGGCUGACGGUGGCCACGCUGGCCGUGGGCGGCUGGCUGACGUUCAGCGGCGUGCAGUGGCGCACGCUGCCGCGCCACCACUGUCUGUUGGCUGCCCUGCCGGUGGCCGUGUUCGCCCUGGCCGCCGCCGGGAUGCUCCUGUUCCCGAUACAGGCGGACGGCGUGCGGCGGCUGCUGGAGGCAGGGGCCCAGUACGGCUUCCUCGUCCAGUCCGUCACCGUGCUGGCCGUGUUCGUCCGCCGCCGUAAAAGCCUGCUGCGUCUGGAGUCGGCUCUGACGCGGCUGGAGCGGCGCGCCGGCCGGCCCCGUCCCGGCUGGCGGCGCCGGCUGCACGUGCGCCUGCUGCUCGUCUGGCUGCUGGCGGCCGGCGCGCUGGCGCUCUGGUACUGCUUCCUGCUGGUGCCGGCGCGCUUCCACCACCCGUACUACAUGGUCAGCAUGUUCGUGCCGGAGCUGCUCCACCGGCCGCCCGCCUACUGGAUCGUCAUCGCCUACCAGAUGGUGUUGAUAUUUUUCUCCUGCUGCCUGGCGGUGACGUUCGACUCGUGCUGCUACAUCUGGAUGGACGCCAUCAGCUUCCACCUGUGCGCCAUCACAGAGCUGGUGAGCGGCGCCCCGGCCGAUCGCCGGCGUCGCGCCGUCGCCGCCGACGGCACCAAACCGACACCCACCACAGGACCAGCCGAGAGGCGCGUCGGCGUCGACGGGAGGUGGGCCCUGCCGACGGAGCGGAGACGCUCGCAGCAGGAACAGAACGGUCUGCGCCGGCCGGCGGGCGACGGUGACGGGCUGGUGCGUAUAGAGGUCUCCGAAAACCUGAAGACGAAGAGCGCGCAGGUGCCGCGGGACUGGCCGGACGGCAGGGAGGAGGGCCCGGCGGAGCCGACCACGGACUCGGUGGAGAGGACACUGGAGCUCGCCACCCUGUACUACUCAGACGUUCGCAGUUUUCUGGAGUCCGUGAACGAGGUCUGUGGGACGUCGCUGUUCAUGGCGCACGCCGCUGCCGUAUCGGCGAUCCUGUUCGCGGCUUACUACGUGAUUGGUCUAAUAUUCAGUCUGUCGGUGCGCUGCAAUCAGCUGGUAAUGGUUCAGGCGGUCGCUGUCAUUGUGUACGUCAGCCUCUUCCUGAUCCGCGCCAUACUGCUUUCGGUGGACGGUUCGGGCAUCAUGGAACGGAAUUCAGCCCUAACAGACGCACUCGUCGAUGUGGGCGGAUCGAAGCUGAGCAAAGGAGCGAACCGACAGCGCAAAUCCCUGCUGCAGAAAACCAAACGCCCGUUCUGCGUGGAUGUCAUCGGGUUCUUCGCAUUGCAAAAGUCCAAUGUUCUUUCGAUACUGAGCUUCGUCCUGACGUACAUCAUCAUCCUGAUGCAGAUGGGAACCCUGCAGGGCUUCGACGGCGACAUCGCACACAGCCCAGAGCAGAACAGUGGUGAACUGGACGGCACCCAGUAAUGCACACACUUCUUGUGACCGCACCACAUUUUUAACGAAUACCGUGAUGGUAUUCGUGCAACUGAAACUUUCGCUGCGAUACUUUGUGAAAUGGAUUGAAAAAAAUGGCAUGCACUUAAUGAUGUGGACUUUCAAUAAAGUCAAACCAUCAA
Amphibalanus amphitrite is the source of this 1664-nucleotide messenger RNA. RefSeq lists its product as uncharacterized. Gene Ontology annotation, molecular function: olfactory receptor activity; odorant binding. The record is from RefSeq and is a predicted model, not a curated record. Lineage: Eukaryota; Metazoa; Arthropoda; Thecostraca; Balanomorpha; Balanidae. Gene Ontology annotation, cellular component: plasma membrane. Bases 1 to 1512 code for a protein of 503 amino acids. Gene Ontology annotation, biological process: detection of chemical stimulus involved in sensory perception of smell; sensory perception of smell; sensory perception of taste. The transcript has 7 exons.